AUGUGGGAUAGCACGCAUCAUGCUGCUGGGCAUGACGAUUCUUGUUCAGACAAAGAAGAUCUUGAUAUACUAACUGCCAGUAGUCUAUCCGAAGAAGAAAUAGAAGAAGAAGAAAAAAGGACCACAGUGGCUACAGGUCCUUCUGAUCUGUUUCAAUUUCAUUUUGAAUUUGGUUCAAAGAGACCGCCUAGUACGACAGUCACCAACGACUUAUUGUCAUCAUCAUCAGAAGAAGAGUCUUUAAGUGAAUCUGAAGAUCAUGGAUGGGCAUUAGAUGAUUCUAGGUAUUUUCCUGCAGCAACAGAAGAAGCAUUAGCCACCUAUGAGAACAUUACAGCCAACAUCUAUAUUGGUUCAGCUACAGGUCGAUCCAUGGCAGAAGAGAGUAUGCCAUGUGAAUGUAAAUAUGACUCUGAAUUGGAUCCUCCUUUGGAUGCGUGUGGUGAUGAUAAUCGCUGUAUUAACCGUAUGAUGUUUAUGGAAUGUAUGGUACAAGAUUGUCCUUGUGGGCGAUUAUGUCGCAACAGACGAUUUCAACUUGGACAAUAUGCGCCUGUGGAUGUGAUCAAGACACAAAAAAAGGGAUUUGGGUUAAGAGCCUUGACGAAUUUACCACCUAAUUCGUUUAUUAUGGAAUACAUGGGUGAAGUGAUACCACAAAAAGUGUUUCUUGACCGUACUCGAGAAUAUGAUGCAGAAGGAUAUACACACUAUUAUUUCAUGACACUCAAGAAUGACGAGAUCAUUGAUGCUACUAAGCGAGGUUGUUUAGCUCGAUUUAUGAAUCAUUCUUGUAAUCCAAACUGUGUGACGCAGAAAUGGGUGAUUGGCAAGAAGAUGAGGAUUGGUAUCUUUACCAGUCGAUUUAUUACAGCAGGUGAAGAAUUAACGUUUGAUUAUAAAUUUGAACGUUACGGUACAGUGGCUCAAGCGUGUUAUUGUGGUGAAUUCAACUGUAAGGGAUACAUUGGUGCUUCUGAUAACAGCCAUGAAGACCAUGUAUUUGAACAUGUCAAGGUAUUCUCUUCUUCAGAGAAUGAUGAUUCUGAUUCUGAUGAUGAUGAUGAUGAUGAGGAAGUGGUCAAGCAAGCCAGACAAUUACAACCCUUACAAGAUCCCAACACGGUCCAGUCAUUUGUGAAACGGAUGUUGAAUUCAGUAGGCAAACCUCGCCUGGUCAACAAACUAUUGAUGCGACUCAAGAUGACCAAUGUCGAUCAUUCGCAUGGAAGAGAGAUACUCAAGAUGAUUGUCAGACUGCAUGGAUUAAAAAUGCUCAAGUUUUGGUUAGGAGAAUGGAAGUCGAAUGAGACAAUCGUGUUGAGAGUACUUCAGGUAUUAGAGAAACUACCUUUGGCCAAUCGAAAUGGACUGGAGGAUUGUCAGCUGUUUGAUGUUGUUCAGCGAUUUGUGGAUCAUGAUAAUGAAGAAAUCAGUCAAUUGUCUGAAUAUCUAUUGGCUUCAUGGAAUGAACUCAAGAGUGUCUAUCGUAUUCCUAAGCGAAUACAGGCUAAUACGCAUACUCAUACGACAACAACAACAACAACAACGACUAUCAUCACUGAUGAGACUACAGCAGAGAAGGUCACCAACAAGACCAAGAAACGAUUCAAGAAACGAAAACGAUAUGAAUCCAGUCGAGAAUUGUUUGAUCCAGACAAUGAUUAUCUUGAGUAUAUUCCAAUGGAUGCAACUUAUGAAGAUAUGGCAUUCAAACUACAGUUUCCACCUAUCAUCAAAAAGAACAAACAAGAGGCCAAUACCCCAUCACAGCCUCCCUCUGUAUAUCCCUUUUAUCCAACGUAUUAUUCACCCACAGACUACACGUAUUAUUACUAUUCUACUGAUCCAGAAGACUAUUCUUCUUCUCAUUCAUGGCAAACUGCAGUAACAGAACAAGGUGUUGUUUAUUACUAUAAUCUAUUGACUCAACAAACACAAUGGUAUAUACCACCUGAGCUUCAAUUACCACCCCCUCCACCUCCACCUCCACCUCCACCUCCACCUCCACCACCAUUCGAUCAACAAACAUCUACUCCACCUCCACCUCCACCUAUUACAAUCACAACAAAAAUAGAAUCCCCUCAUCAUUUACUGACACCUACAAGUGGUUCCAAUCAUGGUACAGAAGAAGAAGAUGAUUAUCUAAAUGAUAUUGAUCUUAAAAGAGAAGUGGGAAAAGUAGUAACAAAACACCUAAGUUCAAGACAACAACGACUAUGGAAAGGAGACAAGCAUUUGUUUAAAGAUUUAGCAAGAAAGUUAACACAUCAUAUUGUGGAUAAAGAGACACAAUCAGGCAGAAAGAUUAAAUCUAUGGAGAAUUCACUGCGGACAAAGAUUGAAAAGUUUAUUGAUACUUAUGGUGCUGAUGUAUGUCUUAAGAUUAGGCAGACAAAAAAGCCUUGA
Molecule: messenger RNA, 2409 nt
Organism: Gilbertella persicaria
Lineage: Eukaryota; Fungi; Mucoromycota; Mucoromycetes; Mucorales; Choanephoraceae
Exons: 5
Coding region: 1-2409 (802 amino acids)
Biological process (GO): regulation of DNA-templated transcription
Cellular component (GO): chromatin; chromosome; nucleus
Molecular function (GO): histone H3K36 methyltransferase activity; protein binding
Source: RefSeq, a predicted model, not a curated record